CUUGGCUCACUGAUUCUAUUAAACCCGCUUCCAGCUCCGCUAGGUUAAAUAGGAAGUCUGGGGCAGGGGCACUUCUCUUUCAUUAUCCAUCCCUAUCUCUGCUUAACUUCUCCAAUAUGCCGGGUCAGGUAGCCGAAGAAGAGCACCUCUCUGCUUUAAUGGAGGAGCAAAAACUAAAUCCUGACGAGCCCAUAGUUGAGGAUGUUAAGGACGAUGAGAGUGAUGAAGACGAGGAUGACGAUGACGAUGAUGACAAGGACGAAGGAGGCGAGCAAGGUGCUGCUGGAAAUGAGGGUUCUAAGCAGAGUAGGAGUGAGAAAAAGAGCAGGAAGGCCAUGCUGAAGCUGGGGAUGAAAGCUGUUACUGGCGUCAGCAGAGUGACUAUCAAAAGAACCAAAAACAUCUUGUUUGUGAUCUCGAAACCUGAUAUUUUCAAGAGCCCAAAUUCCGAGACCUAUGUGAUAUUUGGUGAGGCAAAGAUUGAGGACUUGAGCUCACAACUUCAGACUCAAGCAGCCCAACAGUUCAGGAUGCCUGAUAUGAGCAAUGUUCUGGCCAAGCCAGAUGCAUCAGCUGCUGUCCAAGAUGAUGAAGAGGAAGAUAUUGAUGAAACAGGCAUUGAAGCUCGAGACAUUGACCUGGUCAUGACCCAAGCGGGAGUAUCAAGAGCUAAGGCGAUUAGAGCCCUCAAGGGUUCAGAUGGAGAUAUAGUCAGUGCCAUUAUGGAGCUUACCACUUAAGUAUUUUAAAUUUUAAAUUUUUUUGGGUAAGUUUUUGGCCUAGUAGUAAGGCAAUGGCAUUUAAUGGUUUGGAUUACGAAUCUGAAUUCUCUUAUUCUUAAUUUUCAAUGCUGUUUUUUUCAUUUUUGUCCAUCGAGUCAAGACUUGAGUGAUGAUAUUUUGAAGGUGGCAGAGACUUAGGCCUGGAGAACAAGAACUACCUCACAUGUUUAUCCUUUUAUUAUGAUUGAUGAGUUCAGUGAGUGGAGUUCAAUAGUACU
Amborella trichopoda is the source of this 1000-nucleotide messenger RNA. Its product is annotated as nascent polypeptide-associated complex subunit alpha-like protein 2. The record is from RefSeq and is a predicted model, not a curated record. Gene Ontology annotation, cellular component: nascent polypeptide-associated complex. Lineage: Eukaryota; Viridiplantae; Streptophyta; Magnoliopsida; Amborellales; Amborellaceae.